GAGUUUCGGGUCAGGGGGCAGAGCCUCGGGUCGGAGGGGAAAUAACAAUCCGGGGUCCGAGGGCGGCGUAGUGCGGUCGUUUCCACGGCAACGGUCGCCAAGCCGAGGGGAGGGUGAGCGGGGACCGGAAACAGGAAGUGAGGUCGGAGCAUCGUGGUGGAGGCGCGUUGUUUGGCUGAGAUGGCAGAGGAGGCCCAGGACCCGCGCCCCGUGUCACGGCACGAGCUGGAGAAGGAGACGGAGCUGCGUUUCGAGGUGGAGCCGGGCGAGACGGUGGAGCUGGAGCUGGUGUCGGGCCUGGCGGAGGUCUUCGGCACCGAGCUGACCCGGCACCGGCCCUACACCUUCGCGGGGGGCUCGAAGGGGGCCGUCUUCACCUGGCACGGCUGCUGCGUGCAGCUGAGGGGCCGGCCGGAGGUGGCCUACGUCUCCCGGGACACCCCCAUGCUCCUCUACCUCAACUGCCACGCCGCCCUGGAGCAGAUGCGCCGGCAGGCCGAGCGGGAGGGCGAGCGGGGGCCCCGGGUCAUCGUGGUGGGGCCCUCCGACGUGGGCAAGACCACCCUCUGCCGCCUGCUGCUGAACUACGCCGUGCGGCUGGGCCGCCGGCCCACGCUGGUGGACCUGGACGUGGGGCAGGGCUCGGUCUCUGUGCCCGGCACGGUGGGCGCCCUGUACGUGGAGCGGCCGGCCGACGUGGAGGAGGGCUUCUGCGUGCGGGCGCCGCUGGUUUACCACUUCGGCUCGACGACGCCCGGCACCAACAUCAAGCUGUACAACCGGAUCACGUCCCGGCUGGCCGAGGCCUUUAACCAACGCUGCGAGCUGAACCGACGGGCGGCGGUGGGCGGCUGCGUGAUCAACACGUGCGGCUGGGUGCGGGGCUCGGGCUACCAGGCGCUGGUGCACGCCGCCUCUGCCUUCGAGGUGGACGUGGCGCUGGUGCUGGACCAGGAGCGACUGUACAACGAGCUGAAGAGGGACCUGCCGCACUUCGUCCGCACGUCCCUGCUGCCCAAGUCGGGCGGUGCUGUCGGCCGCUCCAAGGACUUCCGGCGGGAGAGGCGGGACCAGAAGGUGCGCGAGUACUUCUACGGGCCCCGCGGCUCGGGGCUCUUCCCGCACGCCUUCGACGUGGCCUUCUCCGAGGUGCAGAUCUUCCGGGUGGGGGCGCCCAGCGUGCCCGACUCCUGCCUGCCGCUGGGCAUGCGCCAGGAGGACGCCCAGCUGAAGCUGGUGCCCGUGGUGCCCGGCCGGGACCUGGCCCACCACCUGCUCAGCCUCAGCUCCGCCGAGCGGCCUGGCCCCCAGCUCCUGGAGGCUAGCCUGGCCGGGUUCGUGGUGGUCACCGCUGUCGACACGGAGAACCAGGUCUUCACGGUGCUCUCGCCCGCCCCCCGGCCCCUGCCCCGCAACAUCUGCCUCAUCAUGGACAUUCGCUUUAUGGACCUCAAGUAGGGGAGAGACGCCCGGGCAGGGGACCCGUCUCUCUCCUCGUGGGAAGCGGACUGUGAAAGAGAGUGAGUGUGUGUUUUUGUGUUUGUGCAACGGAGAGGGAUUGUGUAGUCUGGUGUAGUCUCUUUGGUCUCUCUCGGGAGGAGAUCUUUACACUGACCGGUGUCUCUCAGUUCCUCUCUCUCGGGGGGGGGAGAUCUGUACACUGACCGGUGUCUCUCAGUCCCUCUUUCUCGGGGGGGAGAUCUGUACACUGUCCGGUGUCUCUCAGUCCCUCUCUCUCGGGGGGGAGAUCUGUACACUGACCGGUGUCUCUCAGUCCCUCUCUCUCGGGGGGAGAUCUGUACACUGUCCGGUGUCUCUCAGUCCCUCUCUCUCGGGGGGGAGAUCUGUACACUGACCGGUGUCUCUCCCUCUCUCUCAGGGGGAGAUCUGUACACUGACCGGUGUCUCUCAGUCCCUCUCUCUCGGGGGGAGAUCUGUACACUGACCGGUGUCUCUCAGUCCCUCUCUCUCGGGGGGAGAUCUGUACACUGACCGGUGUCUCUCAGUCCCUCUCUCUCUCGGGGGGAGAUCUGUACACUGACCGGUGUCUCUCAGUCCCUCUCUCUCAGGGGGAGAUCUGUACACUGACCGGUGUCUCUCAGUCCCUCUCUCUCAGGGGGAGAUCUGUACACUGACCGGUGUCUCUCAGUCCCUCUCUCUCGGGGGGAGAUCUGUACACUGACCGGUGUCUCUCAGUCCCUCUCUCUCGGGAGGUGAUCUGUACACUAACCAGUGCCUCAAACCCUCUUGUGGGGAGAUCUGCACGCUGUAAUUAUGCAUUUUAAUGUUUCCUUUUUAUGUGUACCGACACGGUUGAGGAACUCCCGUGACAUUUGUUUUAUCAAGGGGCGUUAAAGGUCUGUGUAAAUUUUACCAUGUCUGGAUAAUAAAAGAUUUUGUGGUUGAGUUCA
Hypanus sabinus (Atlantic stingray) is the source of this 2411-nucleotide messenger RNA. It is a transcript of the gene clp1, whose product is annotated as cleavage factor polyribonucleotide kinase subunit 1. Gene Ontology annotation, cellular component: nucleus; mRNA cleavage factor complex. The coding region runs from base 181 to 1458 and encodes 425 amino acids. Gene Ontology annotation, molecular function: polynucleotide 5'-hydroxyl-kinase activity. Lineage: Eukaryota; Metazoa; Chordata; Chondrichthyes; Myliobatiformes; Dasyatidae. Gene Ontology annotation, biological process: tRNA splicing, via endonucleolytic cleavage and ligation. The record is from RefSeq and is a predicted model, not a curated record. The transcript is spliced from 4 exons.